AUGUCUAUCCUCAAGACAGAUGGAAUGGCAGCUCUCAUAAACGGAUUUGGCACUACUAGCACCUUCCAAGAUAUGGUUCUUCAGGUGAUUGACAUAUAUCCUGCUUUGCUUGACAGCCAUCCCAAAUUUGGGGCAGCACUAUUCAAUGGUGCUCAUCAAGUCCUCGUUAUGCUGUCUCCUGAUAUGAAUUCAUACUUUACCCAUGAAGUUGUCAAGAGGGGCUUGUAUUUGAAGGUUGAUCACAUGUUGAGGAACAUGAUGGGGGGUUAUUGUGUUAUUACUGUUACUGCCGCUGUGCCCUACUCUGAGCUGACAGAGAUCAUUGGUGACCCAAAAGAGAUAAGUCUUCAGCUCAAAGCGGUUGUAUCUGCCCUGCUGUCAAUUGAAGAAUGUGAGGAAGUGACUGCCGAUCCCUCUGCCUCAAAAUCUGCCUGUCAAAAUCUCCAAGAUGAGAACACUUCGACCAAUUGCCCUAGUGAUGUUCAUGCACCUCUCAAACCUCCCCCUGCUCAAGCAGGACUGAUGGAUGAAGAGACCUUUGGCCAUAAAGGCAAAGGGAAAGAAAAGCCUGAGACAGGCCCUCAUCACCUGGGCUGGUCUGGCAUUGGACCAGCAAAGACUCUCCUCCUAUCUUUGUUUGGUAGUUCAGUCAAGCAAAACAUGACUGGUGGGACAUUGUCCUUGUCCACAGGUGGAGGUCUUUCAAGCAAGCUGGCAGUCACCAGAGGAUCAUCUGCCUUGAUGCAAGCUGGAUCAUCAAGCAAAAAAUUGGUGAACAACAGAUCUACAAGCCAGUGA
Messenger RNA from Dacryopinax primogenitus, 798 nucleotides. RefSeq lists its product as uncharacterized. The record is from RefSeq and is a predicted model, not a curated record. The coding region runs from base 1 to 798 and encodes 265 amino acids. The transcript has 4 exons. Lineage: Eukaryota; Fungi; Basidiomycota; Dacrymycetes; Dacrymycetales; Dacrymycetaceae.